Pipistrellus kuhlii (Kuhl's pipistrelle) is the source of this 1767-nucleotide messenger RNA. RefSeq names its product DDB1- and CUL4-associated factor 12-like protein 2. The record is from RefSeq and is a predicted model, not a curated record. Gene Ontology annotation, molecular function: protein binding. Gene Ontology annotation, cellular component: Cul4-RING E3 ubiquitin ligase complex. The transcript has a single exon. The coding region runs from base 134 to 1522 and encodes 462 amino acids. NCBI's taxonomy places the organism in Eukaryota, Metazoa, Chordata, Mammalia, Chiroptera, Vespertilionidae.
CGCCACGGCCAACACGGGUGACCCACACCGACCCCGACCCCGACCCCGACGUCGGCACCGCUAUCGCCUUCGCCACAGCCGCCACACCACGAUCUCUGUCACCUCCACCACCCGGCGGCCACCCCCCAGGGCCAUGGAGCAAACAGGUAGCAGGAAGCGGAAAGCGCCCGCCAUCGAGGGGGCGGCUGAGGGCGCGUCGUCGCGGGGCUCGGCAGCGGCGGCCGGGGAGGGCCCCCAGUUGCUGCCCAAGAAGCAGAGGCUGCUGGCCGCGCGGCGCUCGCUGGUGCCCUGCCUGCUGGGCCGCUCGGUGGGCUCGCGGGGCCGCGUGGGGUCCCCGGGCUUCGAGGGCCGGCUGCGCGGCUACGCGGUGCAGAAGCUGCCUGAGCUGCUGCGGGAGCGCCCGCUGGCCCUGGGCACCCUCAACAAGGUGUUCGCGUCGCAGUGGCUGAGCACCAGGCAGGUGGUGUGCGGCACCAAGUGCAACACGCUCUUCGUGGUGGACGUGCAGUCCGGCCACAUCACGCGCAUCCCGCUCCUGCAGGACGGGGGCCCCCAGCCAGCGCGGGCCCAGCCCAGCUGCGGCAUCCACGCCAUCGAGCUGAACCCCUCCAAGACGCUGCUGGCCACCGGGGGCGAGAACCCCAACAGCCUGGCUGUCUACAAGCUGCCCACCUUGGAUCCCGUGUGCCUGGGCGACCACCAAGGCCACAAGGACUGGAUCUUCGCCAUCGCCUGGCUGUGUGACAACGUGGCCGUGAGCGGGUCCCGCGAUGGCACUGUGGCUUUGUGGAGGCUGGAUCCGCACGUGGUCCAUGGCAGCACCACGUGGCACAGUGACGCGGGGCUCCCCGUGUACACCCACAUCCGCCCGAGGGAUGUGGACCCCAUCCCCAGGUCCAGCACUAACCCUACUAACCGGAAGGUGCGGGCCCUGGCGUUCAGUGGCAAGAACCAGGAGCUGGGCGCAGUGUCCCUGGAUGGCUACUUCCACCUGUGGAAAGCCCGCAGCACCCUGUCCAGGCUGCUGUCCAUCAAGCUGCCCUACUGCAGAGAGAACGUGUGCCUGACCUACUGCGACGACCUGUCCCUGUAUGCUGUGGGCUCCCAGGCCCAUGUCUCCUUUCUGGAUCCACGCCAGCGCCAGCAGAACAUCCGGCCCAUGAGCUCCCGAGAAGGGGGCACUGGUGUGCGCUCUCUGAGCUUCUACCAGCACAUCAUCACCGUGGGCACAGGCCAUGGCUCCCUGCUCUUCUACGAUGUGCGUGCCCAGAAGUUCCUGGAGGAGAAGGCCUCUGUCAUCUUGGAUUCCUCCCAGGAGCCUACAGGGAGGAAGCUCAGGCUCACCUGUGGCAGAGGCUGGCUCAACCACGAUAACCAGUGGAUGAACUACUUCGGUGGCAUGAAUGAGUUCCCCAUUGCUCUCUACACCCACUGCUACAACUGGCCGGAGAUGAAGCUCUUUGUGGCCGGGGGGCCUCUCCCUGCAGGCUUCCACGGGAGCUAUGCAGGCCUCUGGAGCUAAGGAUGGCCACUGUGUUCUCUAAGGGCCCAGACUUUCCCUUUAGGCCCCUCUCCUUUUCCUUCACACCACCCAUCUUUUUUUGCAAAGAAUUUUAGUUAACCAUUAAUUGUAUUCUCUCUUUGAGUGAUUCACAUAUGCUAUCUCUCUGGGCUGUACAGUCAUGGUUCCCGUUAUAAUUCAGUGCUUUAGUUUUUACCAGUAUUUCAAUAGUAUGUUCAGGUCACAUAUCUGAUGUAUGUUAUUUC